This is a messenger RNA of Puntigrus tetrazona (Sumatra barb), 1609 nucleotides long. RefSeq lists its product as uncharacterized. The coding region runs from base 626 to 1516 and encodes 296 amino acids. The transcript has 2 exons. Lineage: Eukaryota; Metazoa; Chordata; Actinopteri; Cypriniformes; Cyprinidae. Gene Ontology annotation, molecular function: hydrolase activity; metal ion binding; nucleic acid binding. The record is from RefSeq and is a predicted model, not a curated record.
AAAAACAAUAAAUAUAUAUAUAAAAAAACCUAAAAUAAACUAUUACUACUUGUAUUUGUAACUGAAGGUAUGAAGAUUACAUUUUAAAAAUAUUGAAUUGAAAAAUUGCAAAUAUUUUUACAAAUAUAUUUUUUCUGUUCUCAGAAAACGAACAGCAACAAAACAUUAAUAUUUAAAUAUUUAGAGGAGCAAGUGGGAAAAUAAUAUAUUCCAACAAUUAAAAUAGAAAAUUCUUUAGCUGGGUUUAAAUUUGAAGGAAUAGUUAACCCAAAGAUGAAAAUUCAUCAUGCUCCCCCUUCGAGUAGUAGUUCAAAACCUGUAUGAAUAUCUUUGCUAUGCCGCACACAAAGUAUGAUAUAGUGAAAAAAGUUUAUAACCAGGCUUUUUUGGGCCUCCAUUGACUCAAAACAGCCUGGUUUUUUUGUAGAACGAUAGAUUUUUAAUUUCUGGGUGAACUACUCCUUCAGGGUAUCUUGAUUUCCUUGAUGUCUCAGCUGCAGGGCCGUCAGGUGAGCGGCGGGCAGGUAUUUGACUAUCACUGCAGUAUGGAAAAUGUGCACCCGGGACGUUCUCUAAGGGGUUAUUCAAAGGAGAUUUUGAAGGAGAGCUGUUUCAUUUCAGUCUAAUGGAUCACCGGACUGUUUUGCUGGUGUUUCUCUGCUUUCUGUUUGUCACCGUGCACUCAGAAGUGCAGAGCGAUUACUCGCCCGAAUGCCGUGAGUUUAUGUACAUGGGCACUCCCCCACGGGGUCUGGAGAACCGCUUGUUUAAAAAGAUCUGUCAGCGUUAUAACGGCAAGCCUCGGUAUGUCACGCUGUACGAUGUAGUGGAUCACAUCCCGGUGUAUUCCGCGUAUACUUUCAAGCGCUCCGACGGUUUCAAGAAGGUCGAUGUUCCUUGGAUGUUCGAGCCUCAGCUCUCCACAGCAACAGACUCUGGAGACAUGCAGCCAUUUCCUCCCAGUGAUGUCCAUCAGAGUUUUUCAGAUGCCCAGGCCAUCUUGGAAGACUACUCAAACAUUGUCGAUUUCGAGCGAGGCCAUUUGAACCCCGACGAGCACCAGGCUCACCCUGACGACAAGGCAGCCACGUACACCCUCACCAACGUGGUCCCGCAGAUCCGAGAGUUCAACAUAGGCCACUGGAAAGUACACGAGCACAGCAUCCGCCGUCGACUCAACAACUACUGCCGCGGCAAGGCUUACAUAGUCACGGGGGUCACCACAUCUGGUAGGAUGAUCCGUAGAUAUAACAUCGACCGAGUGGCCAUUCCUACCUACCUGUGGUCUUCUUACUGCUGCGUCGAUCACGACCACAAUGCCCCGUUUGAUGAGCGAUCCAAAUUCCCGGCCUAUGCAGCCUAUGGGCUCAACGAGAAAGAAGGAGCGGAGGUCAUAGAGAUGUCUGUGCAGCAACUGGAAGAUUUUUUGAAGAAGAACACCUUUGUGGACAAGAGGUUUCAGAUUUUCUUUGGGAAUUGUGAGCCUAAUGAUUCGAUAAUGGCAGUCCAGACUUAGUGUCUUCAUCUUGCUUCCUUUAAGAAUUGUGUUCUGUAGAAUGAAUACCAUAUGCUUUUAAAUUAAAGGUUCCAAUUAGUUGGACAGACAUUC